Messenger RNA from Letharia columbiana, 666 nucleotides. RefSeq lists its product as uncharacterized. The record is from RefSeq and is a predicted model, not a curated record. Bases 1 to 666 code for a protein of 221 amino acids. The transcript has 3 exons. Lineage: Eukaryota; Fungi; Ascomycota; Lecanoromycetes; Lecanorales; Parmeliaceae.
AUGUUCUCGGUUGUCCGGUGGCAAAUAUUGAUGUGGCUCAAAUCAAAAAUCAAGGGCAUUCCCACCAAAUUCUUCAUUGGGGAGACGCUUCAAAACAAUGAGGUCAGCCACGUGGUGUAUGAGGACUUCUUACCCCAAGCUUUGACGGAAGGGACAUAUGUUACGGCGCCGGAACCCUUCGUCGUUGGCCAUGGUCUUGAGUAUAUUCAGGAGGCAUUUGAUGUCCAGAAGAAAGGCGUGUCGGCGAAGAAGGUAGUUGUGACUUUGAUAUAUUCAAGAGACCGGGAUGGAAUGGCAUAUGGACUGGCUGUCGAACAACUGAGACUAGCCAUUAGCAAAGGACGAGCUAAGUGCGUGGCACGAUUGGGCAAUAGUAGCGUCUAUGAUGGAUUGCAUUCGAGCUUUUUGGAGAAAGCGUUGGCGACUGGGACGCAGAGUGUCACGCUGGCUGUGGGUCAGGCGCUGCCGGCGGCGGAGGUUGGAGUGGGGAAGUUGAGUAAGGGUGGGUCCAUGCUGCGGCAAGAGGUUAAAGGAGCGGUGAAAGAGAUUGGGUUGGACGAGGUAUAUCAAGAGAAAGGAGCUGCGCAAACCGUUGACAGAGCUCUAUGGACUGAACGCACUGACUGGUCUAGCAGUGUCACAGCUCCAGCCUCGUCGCGCUACUGA